AAUUUGACGUUUAUAUAUACUUCAUGGCAGCCAUUGAAUUUUUUCGUCGCGUCGUCUUUGCAAAACAAAAAUUGCGUGUGUGCUCUAAAAAAUUGCAAAACUUACUCAUUUAAAGUGAAAAAAAUGUUCGAACGCAAACUGUGAAUCCAUCAUCGCGUAAAUCUGUUAAUAAGUGUGUGAAAUUUGUGUUAUUCGCAGCAAAAAAGACAUUUGAAAAGUAGAUUCACAUAACAAAUUUUGCCUUUGUGUACUUAUACAUAUUGCCUAAUUCCCCAUACUAUUUCACUGGAAGGCUCAUAAUUUGCGGUUUUCUGUGUCCCAAUUUUUUAAAUUUGUAGGGUGAAUAUGGCUUCACCCUCACCCGCUAAUAGUCCAAUGCCUCCUCCUCAGGUGCCGCCAGCACAAAGCCCCUCGCCAUCGCCGCACAGUCCUUAUCCACAUCAACAAAUGCCGCAAGGACCGCCAGUACAACAAGGGCCUUCUGGUGCAGUCCCGGCAGGUCCACCACAUGGACCGCCACAACAGCAACAUAUGCAAGGACCGCCACCGCAUAGUCAACACGGUCCAAUACCACCCGGCGGUCAUCACGGCCCACCGCCACCUCCUGGUCAUCCUGGUGGCCCCUAUACGCAUCCUAUGCAGCAUGCACCACCACACGGUUCUCCGCAUGGACCACCACAACAUCAACAACACGGUGCAAUGCCGCCUGGGCAACAUGGUGUAGGUCAACAUGGUCCACCACCACCACAUGGGCAAGGUCCUCCAGGUCAGCAUGGCCCACCUCCUCCAGGUAGUGGUGGUGCACCGGGUAGUGGUCCGCCAAUGUCACAUGCCCCACCACCACAUGGCGUACCACCACCACACGGACCGCCAGGACCACAACAACAACCGGGUGUACAAGGAGCGCCACCACCGCAUAUGAAUGGACCACCAGGCCAAGGACCACCUGGCCCACCAGGUCCACCAGGACCGCCACCACAAGGGCAUCACAUGCCACCGCAUCAUCAAGGCAUGGGUCCACAUAUGGGAAUGCAAAUGCCGCCACAAGGUCCCAAUAUGCCGCCAAUGGGUUAUCAAACACACGGAAUGCCGCCAAAUGGUCCACCGGCUCCCGGUCAGGGCCCACCACCCGGUGAUCGUCCUGUACAGGAAAGUCUUACCGCACUACAACGCGCCAUUGACACGAUGGAAGAAAAGGGACUACAAGAGGAUCCGCGCUACUCACAGCUACUCGCCAUACGCGCCACGUCGAAGCAUCAACAUCUCACUGGCAAUCAAGUGAAUAUGUUGCGCGCACAAAUCACCGCCUAUCGCUUGUUGGCGCGCAACAAACCGAUUUCUAUGCAGAUGCAACAACAAUUGGCACCACCACAACAACAACAGCAGCAGCAGCAACAACAGCAACAGGGUGGCGUACCGCCUGGACCACCCGGGCCGCCGGGACAACAUCCGGGUGUGCCAGUACAACAACAACAGCCCCAACCGGGACCAACUGGUGCCCCGCCACCAGGUGCUGCCGGCAGCGCGGGCACACCACCGCAAUGUCCAACACCGCCGGCAAGUCCAUACACGCAACAGCAGGUACCCGGCGGACCAAAGUUACAGCCACCACCACCACAACAUGUGCAGCAACCAACCAUGCCACCAGGCGCUGGCGCACUACCAAUGCCACCGCAACAAGAUAUGUCACAUCAGUUGCCGAAUGGCGCUGGCGGCAAACCGAAUGCCGGUCCACCACCACAAAUGAUGGGUGGCGGUCAGCCACCAAUUUCUUCACCAAUGCCAGCAACAAUGGCGCAAGUUGUGCGUCCGGGCAUGCCACAGGUGCCACCCGGCAUGCCGCCACAAGUAACACCAGGCAUGCAAGCGCCUAAACCUGGCGCACCGCCACCACAGCAACCUAUGCCGAAACCCAAUCGCAUAACCACAGUUGCCAAGCCGGUUGGUUUGGAUCCGAUUACAUUGCUGCAGGAACGUGAAAACCGCAUAGCAUCGCGCAUUUCGUUGCGCAUGCAAGAGCUGCAGCGAUUGCCGGCUACCAUGCCGGAGGAUCUACGUCUGCAAGCGGCUAUAGAAUUGCGUGCGCUGCGCGUGCUCAACUUCCAACGGCAACUGCGCGCCGAAAUUGUACAGUGUACGCGACGCGAUACAACGCUCGAGACAGCAGUCAAUAUUAAGGCGUACAAGCGCACAAAGCGUCAGGGUCUGCGUGAGGCGCGCGCCACCGAGAAAUUGGAGAAACAACAAAAAUUAGAAGCGGAGCGUAAGCGACGGCAGAAACAUCAAGAAUUCUUGGCAGCAGUGUUACAGCAUGGCAAGGACUUUAAGGAGUAUCAUCGCAACAAUAAAGCGCAGCUGGCGCGCGUCAACAAGGCGAUUAUGAAUCAUCACGCCAAUGCGGAGCGUGAACAGAAGAAGGAGCAAGAGCGUAUCGAGAAGGAGCGUAUGCGUCGUUUGAUGGCCGAGGAUGAAGAGGGCUAUCGUAAACUUAUCGAUCAGAAAAAAGAUAAACGUUUGGCAUUCCUGCUGUCGCAGACCGACGAAUACAUCAGCAAUCUCACACAAAUGGUGAAACAGCACAAGGAUGAUCAGAAGAAGAAGAAAGAGGAAGAGAGCAAGCGCUUGGUGCAAUACAAGAAAGAGCUGCUAAUGAGCGGCGAAUACAUGAAUAUCGAUGAGAGCUGCAUUGCAGCGGAUAUGCACGUCACUGUCGUUGAGCAAGCAACAGGCGCGCGUCUCUCCGGUGAAGAAGCGCCCAUGUUAAAGAAUUUGCACAACUGGUUAGAACGUCAUCCUGGCUGGGAUUGGAUUGAGUCCGAUUCUGAUGAUGAAGGUGAUGCUGAGAUGCGUGCAGCGAACAUGCACAAUAAAUCAAAGGAAGAACAGGAAGAGAAGAAGUCCGAAGAGGCAGAUAGUAAAGAAGCUACAAAUGUCGAGGAUGCUAAAGACUUCAUCAAGAAAGUUAAAGUGGAAGAUGAUGAGUAUCGUACUGAGGAGCAAACCUAUUACAGUAUUGCGCAUACUGUACACGAAAAGGUGACCGAACAGGCAGCCAUUAUGGUUAACGGACAAUUGAAGGAGUACCAGCUGAAGGGUUUGGAAUGGUUAGUCUCAUUGUACAAUAACAAUUUGAAUGGUAUUCUGGCCGAUGAGAUGGGUUUGGGCAAGACUAUACAGACAAUUUCGCUAGUUACCUACCUAAUGGAUCGCAAAAAGGUCAUGGGCCCCUAUCUGAUUAUUGUGCCGCUCUCCACACUACCCAAUUGGGUGCUGGAAUUCGAAAAGUGGGCGCCUUCCGUUGGCGUCGUCAGCUAUAAAGGCAGUCCACAGGGUCGUCGCUUGCUGCAGAAUCAAAUGCGUGCCACUAAAUUUAAUGUGCUACUCACCACCUACGAGUACGUCAUCAAAGAUAAAGCAGUGCUUGCUAAAAUCCAAUGGAAAUACAUGAUUAUCGAUGAAGGUCAUCGUAUGAAGAAUCACCACUGCAAGCUUACCCAAGUGUUGAACACACACUAUAUAGCGCCCUAUCGCCUGUUGCUGACCGGUACACCGCUACAAAAUAAAUUGCCCGAAUUGUGGGCUCUACUAAAUUUCUUGCUACCAUCCAUCUUCAAGUCCUGCUCCACUUUUGAGCAGUGGUUUAAUGCACCCUUCGCCACCACAGGCGAGAAAGUCGAAUUGAAUGAGGAAGAAACCAUUUUGAUUAUUCGUCGUUUGCAUAAAGUGUUGCGUCCCUUCUUGUUGCGUCGUCUCAAAAAGGAGGUGGAACAUCAAUUGCCCGACAAGGUUGAGUAUAUUAUUAAAUGUGACAUGUCGGGUUUGCAGCGUGUGCUCUACAAGCAUAUGCAGAGCAAGGGUGUGCUACUUACCGAUGGUUCGGAGAAGGGUAAACAGGGCAAGGGUGGCGCUAAGGCUUUGAUGAAUACUAUUGUGCAGUUGCGUAAGCUUUGUAAUCAUCCAUUCAUGUUCCAACAUAUCGAGGAGAAGUAUUGCGAUCAUACCGGCGCACACUGUGUUGCAUCUGGUCCAGAUCUGUAUCGUGUGUCGGGCAAAUUUGAAUUACUCGAUCGUAUUUUACCGAAGUUGAAGGCCAGCAAUCAUCGUGUGUUGCUCUUCUGUCAGAUGACACAGUGCAUGACUAUUAUUGAGGAUUAUUUGAGUUGGCGUCAGUUUGGCUAUUUGCGUUUGGAUGGUACUACCAAGGCCGAGGAUCGUGGCGAAUUGUUGCGUAAAUUCAAUGCAAAAGGCUCAGAUUAUUUCGUGUUCUUGUUGUCGACACGCGCAGGUGGUUUGGGUCUCAAUUUGCAAACUGCCGAUACGGUUGUAAUCUUUGAUUCCGAUUGGAAUCCACAUCAGGAUUUGCAGGCACAAGAUCGUGCGCAUCGUAUUGGUCAGCGCAAUGAGGUGCGUGUGUUACGUUUGAUGACGGUCAAUUCGGUGGAGGAGCGUAUCUUAGCUGCUGCGCGCUAUAAGUUGAAUAUGGACGAAAAAGUUAUUCAGGCUGGUAUGUUCGAUCAGAAAUCGACGGGUAGUGAACGUCAACAAUUCUUGCAAACGAUUUUGCAUCAGGAUGACAAUGAGGAGGAGGAGGAAAAUGAGGUGCCCGAUGAUGAGGUUAUUAAUAUGAUGAUAGCACGUAGUGAAGAUGAGAUAGAAUUAUUCAAGAAAAUGGAUAUUGAUCGCAAGAAGGAGGAUGAGGAAUUGCAUCCAGGUAGAGAGCGUUUGAUUGAUGAAUCUGAGCUACCCGAUUGGUUGACAAAGGACGACGAUGAGGUCGAGCGUUGGCAUCAAUAUGAUGAGGACACCAUUUUAGGUCGUGGUUCUCGUCAACGCAAAGAGGUUGACUACACGGACAGCCUCACAGAAAAAGAAUGGCUCAAAGCCAUUGAUGAUGGCGCCGAAUUCGAAGAGGAGGAGGAUGAAGACGAUGCUAAGCGUAAGCGUCGUAAACGUAAAAACCGUAAAGAUGAAUCCGAUGAAGAUGAGUUAAUUAUGAAGCGACGUCGUCGCCAAAAUAUCGAUAAGCGUCUCAAAAAACAAAUGAAUAAAAUAAUGUCAGCCGUUAUUAAGUACACGAACGACGAUGGACGCGUGCUCUCCGAACCGUUUAUGAAGUUACCUUCACGUCAGCGUCUACCCGACUAUUAUGAAAUUAUAAAACGACCUGUGGAUAUUAAGAAGAUUUUACAACGCAUUGAAGAUUGCAAAUACGGUGACAUCAAUGAGCUGGAGAAGGACUUUGUACAACUAUGUCAGAAUGCACAAAUCUACAAUGAGGAAGCUUCACUCAUCUACCUUGAUUCCAUUGAACUACAAAAGGUAUUCGUGAGUGCACGUGCACGUGUAACGGCUGCAGCAGCAGCAGCGGCAUCUGCGGCCGCCGCAGCUGGCAAUGAGUCUACAAGUGGUGGCGGUGGCGGUGGCACCGCAGCUGGCUCAGAGGCUUCGGACAAUGAGGAGGAGGAAGUUGGCGAUGAUGGUUCGGAAGAUGAGGAAAUUGCCACCACAUCCACAGCGGCGGUGAAGAUGAAAUUGAAAUUGAACAAGUCAUUGCCUAGCGCACCGUCAACUCCAAUACAGGCAGCACCAGUGAGCAGCACUGCUGCGGCUACCACCUCCAAGAAGCAAACGCGACGCAAACGUUCGCAAAAGAAGUAUACUAUUUUCGAUGAUGAUGACGAUGACAUAGAUUAGCUGCCAUUGGGCGUAGUUUUUGCGCUUAGCACGCAGCAGGAUUGUGUGGGCGGGGGAGGUGGUGUGAAGGCAAAGGCUAAGGCGGCGAGUUCGAAAGCUAGAAGGGUACCGAAGCAUUUGGCGCAUGACGACUACGAUGGUGACGUUGAUAAUGAUGAAUAAGCAGCAUUAAAGUUGAAAUAUUUCGCGUGAAAUUUGUACAAUUUGGCUUUCAACACAGAUUUCUUCUCAUAAACAUUUCGUAAUGGCUUCAAAGGCUAAUAAACAUAAUCAUUAUUUAAUAAAUAGUUUUAUACCACGUUAAUUAUUUUGCGGAAAACGGUAUUUUAUUAAUGCGUCGCCUUUUGCGUUUUUUGAGUUUUAAUAAUAAAUUAAAUUAUUAUGCUAUUCUCCUUCAAUUACUUAUUUUGCAAAUGAUCGAUAUUGUAGAUUUUACGCAGCACAAUUUUUAAUACAUAUAUAUUUAACAACAUGUUUUCUGCUAUCUUAAUCAUAAACAUAUAUUGCAAAUGCAUAAGUACUAUGAUUGAGUGCGUCAGCGCAAUGGAAUUAUAAAUAAAAUUAAUUAAAAACCAA
Bactrocera oleae (olive fruit fly) is the source of this 6270-nucleotide messenger RNA. It is a transcript of the gene brm, whose product is annotated as ATP-dependent helicase brm. Gene Ontology annotation, cellular component: nucleus. Gene Ontology annotation, biological process: positive regulation of transcription by RNA polymerase II. Gene Ontology annotation, molecular function: histone binding; ATP binding; transcription factor binding. The record is from RefSeq and is a predicted model, not a curated record. NCBI's taxonomy places the organism in Eukaryota, Metazoa, Arthropoda, Insecta, Diptera, Tephritidae.